Molecule: messenger RNA, 786 nt
Organism: Coccidioides posadasii C735 delta SOWgp
Lineage: Eukaryota; Fungi; Ascomycota; Eurotiomycetes; Onygenales; Onygenaceae
Molecular function (GO): acyltransferase activity, transferring groups other than amino-acyl groups
Source: RefSeq, a predicted model, not a curated record
UCGUGAUCAAAAUCCCUCUGACGAGCAAUGCCGCCCCAACUCCAAUUCAACCCCACCACCAACGAACCCUUCCUCUCAGUCCCCAUCCCAUCUGCCCCCAAUGGCCCGGAUACCACGAGCCAUAUAAUCAUCACCCCCUACCGCCCUGACCAAGAUGUAGAACCUAUACUCACAUCUCUAAACGAUCCCAUCAUCUACAAGUGGUUAAGAACUCCACCGGUGCCAUAUACGCGCGAACACGCGGAAGAGUGGAUCAGAUUGUGCAAAGGGAGCUCAGACAAGCUCAUUCCGGAGAUCGAGGAAUGGCAACGCGGCGAGAGGAAAUGGCUGAGCGGGUGUCCCGUCAGAGCGAUCAGGGAGGUUCGACAGACCAAAGACGGACAGGUUGAGGAGGUGUUGCUGGGAGAUGUCGGCAUUAUCAGAUAUGCAUUUGACGACACCCUGGACGAGAGCGAAAGGGAAGAGAUGAAGCGAAUUAAUGACGAGAGAGAAGUAGGAGACGAGAGAACCAUCUGGACUCUUGGAGAUUGGCUUGCGUCAACGCACCACGGGAAAGGAAUCAUGAGUGCUGUCGUUAGAGUCAUAAUGGACUGGGCCAUGGCGAACCUGAACGUCCACCAUAUGAAAGUCCAUGCUAGUGUUGGGAAUAUCGGCAGCUGUAGGGUGUUUGAGAAGAAUGGAUUUACGCUCACCGACACGGUCCACGAUGCCUUUACACUUCCGGAAAUCAAGGGUGGUGGGAAGGCAAGCUUCUACACUUUGCGGUGGGCCAGAAGCACAGAGUGA